Ambispora leptoticha is the source of this 1311-nucleotide messenger RNA. The record is from the annotation of a GenBank genome assembly. Lineage: Eukaryota; Fungi; Glomeromycota; Glomeromycetes; Archaeosporales; Ambisporaceae.
AUGGAUGAUUUGCUUUUGAACUCGAGAAUAACAAAAGACGAAGUCGAUAUGCUGAAAGAUGAUUUAUCCACUUUUAACGGAUCUUCCAUGGGCAUUAACAAUAACGACACCGAAAUGUCAUCACAGCCACUUCCACCUAUACCUAUCACAAUCAAAUCCGCGGAGAAAAAGAGACAUGAAAAACGUGAAUUUCCCAUAUUCACCUUAAUAAAAAAUCAUCUUGAGAUUUUUAUAAAGAUUUGUAGUCAUCUGGAGCCUUUAGAAUUGGCAUCACUUCGACUGACUUGCAAAGAUUUCAAUGAUCUUCUCAAGUCGCCAAUUGAUUCAAUCACCCAACAAAUUUGGAAACAGUCGCGAGUCAAAUUUUGUGAAUUCUAUCAAUUACCCCCGCCUUUAGGUGUUUCUGAACAGACAUAUGUUGGUAUGAUAUACAGCGAGAAUGGCUGCCAGGUUUGUGGCGAUUUGUCAAAGAGUGCAACCAUCUAUUGGAAUCCCCUCGUGAUUUGUUGUACAAGUUGUUUCAAUAAAAAUACAAUAAGCGAAAAUACAAUCCGAUAUGAAUGGGAUUUUCCCGAAUCAAUUAUUAAAAUUCUGAUUCCUAUAACGCUCAAGGAUUUGUUUGGCGAUUACUUGCGUUAUUAUUGGAUUGCAUCUGUCGGCCAGCAGAUAGAUGAAUUCAUCAACCUUGAGCCAACCGAAGAAAAACCUUGGUUAAAGAGUAAAGUGAUUCAAUAUCAUUUUGCAAUUUCGACUAGUCUUGAGCGCGAGUACUGGGAAAGAUGCCGAUACAUCAAAAAAUAUCGACUGACAACCACAGAAACAAAGAAAAGAAAAUCAAUUAAAGGUAAAGAAGUAGAACGAUUACACCAAAAUAACCAAAAUCAACAGGUUGAAGCUUCCAUUUAUCCCACGUAUUUCGGGUGGCUUGCACAACUUGAUAUUUUGCCAAUAUUCGAAAACGAAUAUAAGAAUGCAUUGAAAGCCGCAUCAGCCUAUUAUGAAUCUGACAUAAGGAUAAUAAAACAAGAAGUUGACAAAUCUAAUAAAUAUGGUGCUGAAAAUUUCAUAACUUGCGUGGGCGUUGAUCAAUUGGACGAUUGUAUUUCGCCCACGGAUACUAUACUUGGUGAUAGCGAUCCUGAGGAUACUGCUGUGUCUCCACGACAUACUAAAAAAGCUAGAUACAAUCCUCUCGAGGAAAGAACAAAUAGUCCGCAACAUACGCCACCGAGAAUUAAAAACGUAGGGUAUUCUUUACGUGCUAGAACUCCGACGAAAUCACCUUCAUCAUCUUUGAAUGGAAAUCUUUGA